CGCCAACCCUCCAGCUGUCCAUCCGAUCUCUCAACGAUGAGCAACAGACAGCUUUGCUUUCAAAUCAUCUGAUAUACCGUGACACGAUAAAUCAGACCCUGUUUCUGGAAGCCCGCAGCAUUUCCUUCGAUCUCUGCGAUUUUGCAACACCGAGAGUCAGUCAAAGGCUUUUGGAAUUCCAAAAGCUCGAGACAACGACACUGACGUCACGUCAGAAGCCACAGUAGCUUUGGCGGCAUUCAACUUCAACUGCCAAACACCUACGUUGCACCGCACACAUACAUACACUAACGUUAUGCUCCCAAACGUCGACCCAGCAAUUCUCGAAGCCCUGGGUCUCGAGGCGACCAGUUCCAAGCUGGUCUCCCACGGAGGCUCAAGUUUCUCUUCCACCCUCAAGCUCGUCGCCACCAAGAACGGCGAAGAGCUGACCUACUUUGUCAAGACUGGCACCGGCCCUGAUGCCGAGAUCAUGUUCCGAGGUACUUUUCCAGGCGAACACGCCUCCCUCAAUGCCUUGCACUCAGCUGACCCCUCCCUCCAUCUCUGCCCGCGCUCCCACGCCCACGGGGCCAUGCGCUCGUCCCCCGGCAAGUUCUUCCUUGUCACCGACUUUCUGGACUUCAAUUCGACCGCGCCAGACGGCACGGGCCUGACGCUCGCCGCCAAGCUCGCCAAGCUCCACACCACGCCGGCACCCAUUCCCAAGGGGUUUUCUAAGCCCAUGUUUGGCUUCCCCGUGCCGACGUGCUGCGGCGCGACGAAGCAGGACAACACGUGGACGGAGUCGUGGCCCGAGUUCUAUGCCGAGCACCGGUUGCGGGCGGUCUUCCGGGAGGCGGUGAGGAAGAACGGGCCCGACAAGGAGCUGGCCGAGGCGGUGGAGAAGGUGGCGAGCGCGGUGGUGCCGCGGCUACUUGGCCGCUUGGGGGGCGUGGUGCCGGUGGUGGUGCACGGGGAUCUGUGGAGUGGCAACCACGGCCGGGGGAGGAUUGGGGGCAAAGGGGGCGUCGAGGAGGUUGUGUUCGAUCCGUCGUGCGUACAUGGACACUCGGAGUACGAGCUGGGGAUUAUGCGCAUGUUCGGCGGGUUUGGGCGCAGCUUCUGGAGGGAGUAUGAGAGCCUGGUCCCGAAGGCGAACCCGAAGGAGGAAUGGGACGACCGGAUUUCGCUGUAUGAGCUGUACCACCAUCUCAAUCAUUAUGCACUGUUCGGCGGAGGAUAUCGAAGCGGCGCGAUGUCCAUUAUGCGGAAGCUUAUCUCCAAAUAUGGGUAGCUAACUCACAAGAAGUUACCUGAUAUAUGAAAGCGCCUUGGACGGAUAGGCUUUGUCGAUGGAUAUAGAAGGCUAUUGUCACGUGAUCCACUGCACUUCUCAUCCCCAGGCUUGUUCAGGCACAUUUAAGGUAACCACUU
This is a messenger RNA of Thermothielavioides terrestris NRRL 8126, 1416 nucleotides long. RefSeq lists its product as uncharacterized. NCBI's taxonomy places the organism in Eukaryota, Fungi, Ascomycota, Sordariomycetes, Sordariales, Chaetomiaceae. Bases 296 to 1276 code for a protein of 326 amino acids. The record is from RefSeq and is a predicted model, not a curated record. The transcript has 3 exons.